AUGGCCGUAGCCCUGCAGCUGAUGUCUUUCUGGGUGGCUCUCGCCUCCACCCUCUUCCUGGUCGCCGCCACGUGGACCGACUGUUGGAUGGUGAAUGCCGACGACAGCUUGGAGGUCAGCCACAAAUGCCGGGGCUUAUGGCGGGAGUGUGUCACCAACAUGCAAGACGGCAUCAGGACCUGUGACCAGUACGAUUCGAUUUUAGCAGAACAUCCCUUGAAAAUCGUGGCGACACGGGCAUUGCUGAUCACAGCCGCCCUCCUCUCCGGCUUUGCCUUGGUCUUGCUGGUCCUGGGUCUCGACUGCAUCAAGUUUCUCAAGGAGGAGCCAGGGAUCAAGCCGAAGAUGCGCUACUCGGCCGGCGUGGUGCUCGGAGUCGCAAGUGUCCUGGGGCUGGUGGGCUCGGUGUGGUAUGCGGUCGAUGUCUACAUGGAGAGGGCCGCCCUCGUCUUCCACAGCGUCUUCUUGGGAAUCCACUAUGAUUUCGGCUGGUCCUGCUGGCUGGGAAUGGCAGGGUCCAUGGGGUGUUUCGUGACGUCCCUUAUGCUAGUCUGCUGCCUUCACGCUGUCCCAGAUGCUGCAACCCCCAGGAGACCCGAGCGACCCUCGUACCGUUCCCGGACGGUCACUUGCAAGAUGUACGCAAUUGCUUCCCGUGUGUGA
Messenger RNA from Hemicordylus capensis (graceful crag lizard), 663 nucleotides. Its product is annotated as claudin-16-like. Gene Ontology annotation, biological process: bicellular tight junction assembly; cell adhesion. Gene Ontology annotation, cellular component: bicellular tight junction; plasma membrane. The coding region runs from base 1 to 663 and encodes 220 amino acids. The transcript is spliced from 5 exons. The record is from RefSeq and is a predicted model, not a curated record. Gene Ontology annotation, molecular function: structural molecule activity. NCBI's taxonomy places the organism in Eukaryota, Metazoa, Chordata, Lepidosauria, Squamata, Cordylidae.